Filobasidium floriforme is the source of this 4605-nucleotide messenger RNA. Its product is annotated as putative Aminoadipate-semialdehyde dehydrogenase. Gene Ontology annotation, biological process: L-lysine biosynthetic process. NCBI's taxonomy places the organism in Eukaryota, Fungi, Basidiomycota, Tremellomycetes, Filobasidiales, Filobasidiaceae. Gene Ontology annotation, molecular function: phosphopantetheine binding; L-aminoadipate-semialdehyde dehydrogenase [NAD(P)+] activity. The coding region runs from base 211 to 4527 and encodes 1438 amino acids. The transcript has 7 exons. The record is from RefSeq and is a predicted model, not a curated record.
CGGGUAGUUUGACGCUUUUCUCUUCAACUCCCCACCGAUAACAAAUAUCCGCUGGCUUUCUCUCUCAGAUCUACGAGAGGCAGGGAUCAAGCUCUUUCACGAUCAAGACAACAACGCCCGAAAUCCGGUCCAUCGUUGUGUUUAACCCGAAAAAGCAGGAGGACAACUUGCUAACCUACCCAUCUUGAUAUCGACCUCGAACGGAACAUCAUGUCGCAACCUCAAGGCGCGGAGAACAAGGACCGUUUGAAAAGAUGGUCGAAAAGGCUUGCAGCUUCGUCGAGUCUGGCACUGCCCACUGAUUACCCACGACCGACUCCCAACAAGCUCGUCGAGGCCAUCAAGACUGUCUCUCUAGACAGGGAGACUAGCGAAUCCGUCUCCAGGAUCGCAUCGUCGACGGGGAGCUCCGAGUCUCAGAUCGUCUUGACGGCAUUUUCCAUCCUCUUGCACCGAUACACCCCGGAUCCAUCCUUGACCAUCCAGUCCACGCAUUCCGACUCGGACCCCGCAUCGCUCUUGUUGCUUUUGGACUUUUCUAACGACAAGGCCACGUUCGACGAUGUGCUCAGAGAGGUCGAGGGCAAGACCAAAGAGGCGCAAGAGGAUGCUGUACCUAUCGAAAGGCUCAUGCAGCUCAACUCGGAAAAAGAAGGCGGAGAGCUCUCCGGCCCGCUCUUUAGGGUACGAUACGUCCAGCUCGGCGGAGACGCUCAGCAAGGUCGGGACUCCAUCCACGGUGCCGUCGAGUCUGAUCGGAGACAUGGUCUGGCUGCCGCUACCUCCUUGACGACCGAUAUCACCCUCUUUUACUCACCCUCGACAUCGACCGUCUCGCUGUCAUACAACUCGCUCCUCUUCACCCCCUCGAGGUCGGAACACCUUCUCUCCUCCCUCUCCCUCCUGCUGCAGCAGGUCGCUCAGGCUUCAUCAACUGGGGUGGCUAUCGCUACCAUCCCCCUCCGAACGCCUGAACAAGGCUCCGUCCUCCCCGACCCCAAGAAGGACCUCGACUGGUGCGGCUUCAAAGGUGCCAUCACCGAUAUCUUCCACAAGAACGCCAAAGCUCACCCGGAAAAGCCCUGUGUCAUCCAGUCUGGCUCGUCGAUGGAGGGGUCUGUGGCUACGAUCACGCCCUCGGGGGCUUCCACGGAAAGGACGACGUUUACCUAUAAACAGAUCGACGAGGCUAGUAAUAUCCUCGCACACUCUUUGGUACAGAGCGGAGUGGAGAGGGGAGAGGUCGUCAUGGUCUACGCGGCGAGGAGCGUCGAGCUGGUCGUCUGUGUUAUGGGAGUUCUGAAGGCUGGUGGGGUGUUUAGCGUUAUCGACCCCGCCUACCCUCCUUCCCGACAGACGGUAUACCUACAGGUCUCUUCCCCUAGAGCAUUGUUGAUCAUCUCUUCCGCCGGAACCCUCCAUCCGACCGUAUCCAAUUACAUCAAGGAGAACCUCUCCCUCCGAACCAUGAUCCCCGCCAUCUCCCUCUCAUCCUCCGGUCAACUGACCGGAUCGCCCGCCAACUCCGACUCGGGCGAGGACGUCCUCGACGCCUACCGAUCUCAAGCCUCUUCCAAGCCUGAUAUUGUGCUCGGACCUGAUUCGCAUGCCACCUUGUCGUUCACCUCUGGGUCCACCGGGAUUCCUAAAGGUGUCAAGGGACGGCACUAUUCUUUGACGCAUUUCUUCCCUUGGAUGAGCGAGAGGUUCCAGUUGGGGUCGGACGCCAAGUUUACGAUGUUGAGCGGAAUCGCUCAUGAUCCCAUUCAGCGAGACAUCUUCACGCCCUUGUUCCUGGGAGCUGAGCUUCAUGUGCCUACCGCCGAUGAUAUCGGUACUCCCGGUAGACUCGCCGAGUGGAUGGCUGAUAGCGAGGUCACGGUUACCCACUUGACUCCAGCCAUGGGUCAGCUUCUGUCUGCCCAAGCCACCCGCCAGAUUCCUACCUUGAAGAACGCAUUCUUCGUCGGAGACGUUCUUACCAAGCGAGACUGUCACCGUUUGCAAUCUUUGGCAUCCAAUGUUCGGAUCAUCAACAUGUACGGUACCACCGAGACCCAGCGUGCCGUCUCGUACUUUGCUAUCCCCCCCGUCAGCCAGGAUAGCACCUUCAUGACCAACCAAAAGGAUAUCAUGCCCGCCGGACAGGGUAUGAUCGACGUCCAGCUUCUGGUCGUCAACAGGGCCGACAGGAACAUUCCCUGCGCCGUAGGAGAGAUCGGAGAGAUCUAUGUCCGAUCGGGAGGUCUGGCCGAGGGGUACUUGGAUGUCGACGCUACCAAGGAAAAAUUCGUAAUGAACUGGUUCGGCGAAGGCGUGGAGCGUCAAGACACCAUCGCCGACAAGCCCGAGGGUAAAUACUGGAAGGGCAUCCGAGACAGGAUGUACAGGACGGGUGAUCUCGGUCGUUACUUGCCUGACGGGACCGUCGAGUGUACCGGACGAGCCGACGACCAGAUCAAGAUCCGUGGAUUCAGGAUCGAGCUGGGAGAGAUCGAUACUCAUUUGAGUAGGCAUCCCCUUGUUCGGGAAAACGUCACCCUCGUCAGGCGUGACAAGAACGAGGAGAAGAUCUUGGUCAGCUACUUUGUGCCUAUGGGCGGCAAGGAUCUCGACUCGAUGAUUAGCGCUAGCGAGGUCGAGCAGGAGGACGUUGAGGAGCCGAACGAUGAUGAGGAAGGUGAAAGCCGACGAGACGUCAAGGCCGAGAUUGCUAAGGGUUUGCGCAGAUACCGAAAGUUGAUCAAGGAUAUGAAGGAGCACUUGAAGAAGAAGUUGCCUUCAUACAGUGUGCCUACCGUCUUUAUUCCCCUAUCCAGGAUGCCGCUGAACCCCAACGGAAAGAUCGACAAGCCCGCUCUGCCUUUCCCCGAUACCGCUCUUCAGGCACCCGUAUCAGCUUCUGCCAAGUCGCAAAAGCUGACUCCCACCCAAAAGACCAUUCACGACGUCUGGAUGUCGCUCUUGCCUGCGCCGCCAGGCGCUAUCGAGCUCGACGAAAACUUCUUUGAUCUCGGUGGCCACUCGAUCUUGGCCACGAGAGCCACUUUCGAGCUGAGAAAGGCGUUUGUCGUCGAUGUGCCACUCGGUUUAGUCUUUGAUCAGCCGACUAUCGGCGGGUUGGCUAGCAGUAUCGAAGCUCUUCGAAACGACGAUCUCGGUUUCGCAGGCGAUGCCUCCAACCAGCCCAAGGGACAUCAAGGCCCUGCUGUCGACACCGACUAUGCCAAGGAUGUGGAUGUUCUGUUGCCCAGCUUACCGGAAAAGUUCGCGGAGCUUCCCGCCGAUUAUGCCACCAAGAAGGUUACCGUCUUCUUGACUGGCGCUACCGGUUUCCUGGGAGCCUUCAUCUUGAAUGACUUGCUUGCGAAGCGAAGCGAUCGAGUCGCUAAAGUGAUCUGUCUUGUCCGAGCCAAGUCUAGCGACGAGGCUAUGAAGCGUCUGGAGGAGAGCGGUCAGGGCCGAGGGGUCUGGGACAGCAAAUGGCAGUCCGAAGGCAAGGUAGAGGCUGUCGUCGGAGACCUUUCCGAAGACAACUUUGGCCUUUCAGACUCCGAAUGGACGCGUUGCGCAGAACAGGCAGACGUCGUUCUGCAUAAUGGCGCCGUUGUACACUGGGUAUAUCCCUACUCCAAGAUGAGAUCCGCCAACGUUCUGUCUACUAUCACUGCCCUCCGCUUGUGCACGGAACACCACUCUAAAUCCUUCUCCUUUGUGUCAACAACCGCUACUGUCGAGGCUGAGCAUUACGUUACCAUGGCCGAUGCUAUUGUCGAGGCGGGAGGCCGAGGCCUGCCGGAAUCGGACGACCUAGAGGGAAGCCGAACGACUUUGACCACUGGAUACGGUCAAUCCAAGUGGGUGGCCGAAAAGCUCAUCAUGGAGGCUGGUAAGCGGGGCCUGUCUGGAUGGACUGUUCGACCGUCAUAUAUCGUUGGAGACUCCAAGACAGCAGUCACAAACACCGACGACUUCAUUUGGCGUCUCGUUAAAGGCUGUAUUCAGCUCGGAUUGAUGCCAGACAUCAACAACACCAUCAACAUGGUCCCGGUCGACCACGUCGCGCUGUUGGCCUCGCUUUCAGCAAUUUAUCCCCCCCAGGAGACGUCUUUUGCCGUCGCCCAAGUGUCCGCCCACCCCAAGAUCAGGUUCAACGACUUUUUGUCGGCCCUACCUCUUUACGGAUACCCCGUGGAUCGAUGUGAAUAUCUGUUGUGGCGAAGAAAGCUCGAACAGCACGUCCUCGAAGUUCAGGACAACGCCUUGUUCCCCUUGUUGCACUUUGUGCUGGACGACCUGCCAACGAGUACCAAGGCGGCGGAGCUGGAUGACACCAACGCGCAGGCUCUUGCAACCGGUGCUGGGGAGAAGUCCGGGGCAAGCGUAGGCGACGAGGAAAUGGGACGAUAUAUUGCCUGGUUGAUCCGGGCAGGAUUUUUGGAUGCACCUCCUAACAAGGGUGCCAAGCCAUUGCCCGAGCUUAGUGGAGGUGCUAUCAAGGCGAUUGGAAGGACUGGCGGUCAUUAAGCCACUGCGGGAUCCGGUCGACCAUCAUUCUGUAUCUCAAUAAAUAUUAUCGAAUGCAACUGAGUUGAAGAGACUUUC